Molecule: messenger RNA, 1125 nt
Organism: Eucalyptus grandis
Lineage: Eukaryota; Viridiplantae; Streptophyta; Magnoliopsida; Myrtales; Myrtaceae
Product: NDR1/HIN1-like protein 6
Exons: 1
Coding region: 141-917 (258 amino acids)
Cellular component (GO): plasma membrane
Source: RefSeq, a predicted model, not a curated record
GAAAUGCAGAAAAACAUAUAAAGAGAGACAGAAACCCGUCUCUCCUUACCCAAUUCGUAUUCCUUCUAUCCACGCCCCUUUCUUCGGGUCCUUCAUCUUUUGCUUCCUGAGCUUUCUCUCUCUCUCUCUCGAUCACCCCAAUGGCGGAUCACCAGCGCGUCCACCCCGCCGGCGACCCCGAGGCCCCGCAGGCCCCGACCGCUCCCCUCGUGCCCCCCGAUGCCUCCAAGUCCGACAACGGCGACCCCGCCCCGCGGGACAAUGGCUACUACCCGCCGCCGCCGGUGCAGCGGACGAUCCCCGUCGUCCACUCCCGCCCCCCGAAGCGCCGCCGGAGCUGCUGCUGCAAGUGCUUCUGCUGGACCUUCUCCUUCCUCGCCCUCCUCAUCGUCGCCAUCGCCAUCACCGCCGGGAUCCUAUUCCUCGUCUUCCGGCCAAAGCUGCCCAAGUACUCCGUCGACGCUCUCCAGAUCACGCAGUUCGCCCCCGCCAACAACGGCAGCCUCAGCGCGAGCUUCAACGUGAAUAUCACUGCGCGGAACCCGAACAAGAAGAUCGGCAUAUACUACGAGGGCGGGAGCCGGAUCACGGUGCUGUACGACGGGGAGCAGCUGUGCCAGGGCGCGCUGCCCAAGUUCUACCAGGGCCACCGGAACACGACCGUGCUGGUGGUGCCGCUGUCCGGGCAGACGCAGAACGCGACGGGGCUGCUGUCCCAGCUGCAGGCGGAGCAGCAGGCGACGGGGUCGAUCCCGCUGAACCUGAGGGUGAGGCAGCCGGUGAGGGUGAAGCUCGGGAAGCUGAAGCUGUUCAAGGUCAAGUUCUCGGUCCGGUGUCAGUUGAAGGUGAACAACUUGUCCGAGGACAGUAGUAUCCGGAUCACGAGCAGUAGCUGCAAGUUCCGGCUUCGGCUGUGAAUCUUUUCGCUCUGCACUUUUUGUCCAUUCUUUUCUCGAUUAUUUUUCUUCGUCUUCAAUAAGGGGGUUGUUAUUUUCCGAUCGCCUCCCCCCGGAUGGUAUAGGUACGUAGCCGUAUACACACACAGACCGAUUGAUUAUACGGUAUUAUACAUGUAGGACCGGCCAUUCAUACUAUUAUAUACAUCAGAUGUUCCCUUUUCUUAUC